UGGUCUCGGCGGGUGUUUCCCGUUGGGCCGGGCCGGCCUGGCGCGGGUCUGCGGCCAGAGGCAGGGCAGGGCAAGGCAGGGACGGGACAGGACGGGACGGGACGUGCUUCAGCGGUGACCACUCUUGCAAGAGCCCUUGAAUCUCCAGGAGGGAGUUUUGGAGGUUACCGAGACUGGGCUGUAUGAAAACUCCCAGAGGAAAUGCCAGUUGGGAUGGCUAAAGAUCUGGAGGAAACUGGCUCAUCCUCAGAGGAGGAGGAGGAAGAUGCUAUAGAUGGACUGGAGGAUCAUCCAUGUAUCAAGUGGACCGGUGGUGGCUGCAGGCGGAUCCCUGUCUUGGUGUUUCAUGCUGAAGCCAUUCUGACCAAGGACAGCUACCUCCGCCUCAUUGGAGAGCGCUACCACAUGUCCUACAAGAUAGUGCGAACAGACAGCCGGCUGGUUCGAAGCAUUCUGACUGCCCAUGGGUUCCAUGAGGUUCACCCUAAUAGCACUGAUUAUAAUCUCAUGUGGACAGGAUCACACUUGAAGCCCUACUUGCUGCGUUCCCUUACAGAUAUUCAGAAAGUCAAUCAUUUCCCUAGGUCGUAUGAAUUGACACGAAAGGACAGACUGUACAGGAAUGUCACUCGUAUGCAGCUGGCCCAUGGAUUCAAGACAUUCCAUAUCUUACCUCAGACCUUUAUCCUCCCGACAGAGUAUCAGGACUUCUGCAAUACCUAUUCUAAGGACAGAGGACCAUGGAUAGUGAAGCCCGUGGCCUCUUCCAGGGGUCGAGGUGUCUACCUGAUAAACAAUCCAAGCCAGAUUGUUGUGGAAGACAACAUCCUGGUUUCUCGUUACAUCAACAACCCCCUGCUCAUAGAUGAUUUCAAAUUCGAUGUGCGCCUCUAUGUUCUGGUUACAUCCUACGAUCCACUUGUCAUCUAUCUCUAUGAGGAAGGAUUGGCCAGGUUUGCAACAGUGAGGUAUGACCAGGCAUCCAAGAACAUUAAAAACCAGUUCAUGCAUCUGACCAACUACAGUGUCAACAAGAAGAGUGGAGAUUAUGUCAGCUGUGAUGAUCCUGAAGUGGAGGAUUAUGGAAACAAGUGGAGCAUGAGUGCAAUGCUGAGGUACUUAAAACAAGAGGGGAGAGACACUGCAGCACUGAUGGCCAGCGUGGAGGACCUGAUUAUCAAGACUGUAGUUUCUGCUGAGCUGUCCAUUGCCUCAGCUUGUAAAAGUUUUCUUUCACAUCGUGGCAGCUGCUUUGAGCUGUAUGGUUUUGAUGUCCUUAUUGAUGACACGCUCAAACCCUGGCUGUUGGAAGUGAACCUGUCCCCAUCAUUGGCCUGUGAUGCUCCUUUGGACCUGAAGAUCAAAGCUAGCAUGCUCUCAGAUAUGUUCACUCUUGUAGGCUUCGUGUGCCAGGAUCCAGGCCAGCGGUCAAGCCGGGCCAUUUAUCAUUCAGCUGAAUCUGUCAGGAGAAAUCCAUACCAGAAGAUGCAGCGUCCUGCAUCUGCACAGUCACAAACAGCAAACACCAGAUUGCGUACCCGUCCUCUGUCUGCCAGCGAUGCUGAAGUUAAAAGCUCGAUGCCCUUAGGCAGGGAAAAAGCAACAGGAAAGCAUAGCAGCUCUGUGGUAGGCCUGUCUAUGGAGGAGAUAAAAGUUCUUAGGCGAGUGAAAGAGGAAAAUGAACGGAGAGGAGGCUUCAUCCGGAUAUUCCCUACCCCAUUAACAUGGGACCUUUAUGGAUCCUUUUUAGAGCACAAGACAUCAAUGAACUACAUGCUGGCUACACGUUUGUUUAAGGACAGGGGCAAGAUGAAAAGAGACUUCAUCACUGGAAGAUCCCGAGCAGGUCUUAAUGGAAGGCUGGAUAUGAGGAUGGAAGCUGUGGACUCUCACGCUCUGUUUUAUGAGAGAAAGCUUGUUUCGUUGGAGUUAAGGAAGCGUCGGCGAUUUCAUGGCAAGGCUAGAGCAGCACAGAUGAGAUCAUCAGGUGAUUUCUCCUCUACUACAGGCACAUCAGAAUCAACAAAGCUGUCCCUCAAGUCAGACACAGAAGGUGAGGAGGAAGAGGAGGUGGAUGCAGAUGAAGAUGAAGAGCUAGAUAGAACUGUUUGCUCUGUUUCGGACACCCAGGUGAAAAACAAGCCAAAGCUCUCUGACUCGGUGAAAACUGCUUGUAAGGAGAGGUUGCCAAAAAAACUUGACAAGAAAACUGGAGAUGGAGAAAAGCUGUUUCUGCAAAAACUAGACUCACAAUCUCAGUUUAACUUGCUUCAGAUUCUUCAAAAGCAUGGAAACCUGAGCAAAGUGCAAGCCCGUACGGCUUUCUCUGCCUAUCUACAGCAUGUUCAGUUCCGACUGAUGAAGGAGGCUGGUGACCAGAUCCAGAAUCCUGCCUGGGCUGCCAAAGAGGAUGAGCAAAUGGAGCUGGUGAUCCGCUUUCUGAAGCGAGCUGCCAGCAAUCUCCGUCAGUCCUUGAGGUUGCUGCUCCCCAGCCGUCGUUUAGGAUUAAAUGAUCGUCGUCGUAUCCUGGCUCGCCAGCUGGGCGAGUUCAUAAUCUGUUAUAACAAGGAAACGGAGCAGAUGGUUCAGAAAAGAUCAAAAAAGAAACAGGAAGAGGAGGAGGAGGGAGUGAAUCCUGAAGGUUUUCAGAACUUUAUUACCAAAGCAAGUGAAAGUGACCUGGAGGAAGUACUGACAUUUUACACACACAAAAACAAAUCAGCAAGUAUCUUCCUAGGAGCAAAAUCCACAAGCACAAAACACAGGAACAGCAGUCACCAGUCAGAGAAGCAGCCCCGAGGUGAGCAUCCUGAGGUGGUGGAAAAAAUAAAAGGUGAUCAUCCCAAAAGUUCAGUUGCAGAUCUGCCUGCAGAAGGAGCACUAAAAGGCUAUAAACCCAAAGAAAUUAAAUCAACCUUUCCAGAAGGACCCACCUUCUCUUUAAAUGCUGAAGUGAAAUUACCUCGAUGCAGCCGUUCUAGUGCUUCUUCCUCUGUUUCUGGUGCAACAUUCCAGAGAAGUACCAGUUCCUGGGUACCAUCUCAGCCUGCAGCCUCUGAAAAUUCACAGGUGGAUGGUCACCAUUCAUUGCCGGCUCCUCCAGUUGCUCCCAGGCUGAUUCAGUCCCCACCCCCACUACCCUCCUUGCAGAGCACAGCUCCUGACAGCUCUUCUGUCUUCACAAACCCAGUGUCCAGUGAGACUUGUAGCCUUGCAGGGUUACAUCGUUGUCGUCCUGGUAGUUACACCAUUGGCCCAUUCUCGUCUUUUCAGAGAGCUGCUCAGAUCUACAGCCAAAGAUUGUCCCGACCAUCUUCUGCAAAAGUCGGUUUGUGCCAUCGCAGUUCAAGUGGGCAGCGUGUGGGCUCAGCCAGGAUGCAAAAAGAAGCCGAAUAUACUUCUUCCCAGAGCAAGUGUCACGGCCCCAGUAUGGCAGCAGCAGAACUGCAUCAGCUGACAGAAAAGCAAGCAGCCUGUCAGUAUUCCCCACCAAGCCACGUCAGUCUCCUUACACAGCAGUUAACAAACCUGAACUUGGCAAGUGGAGCUAUAAGCAAGGGGAAUGCAGCUGCCCCACAGAGCUACCGGUCACCACUCAACAAAAGAGGGUCACUGUGGGCUGUUCAGUCAGACACUCAUAGAGCUGACAAAAGAUCUGUCUCCUCAGCAGUCAGGGCUCCAGAGAACCAUCAUUUUGCCUGUGACGGAGAGAUGGAGAACAGUGUCUACAACAGGGUGACAGAGAGUCCACUGGCACAUCCCAACUAUCAGCUUCAUUUUGCUGUGCAGCAGCUUCAGCAGCAGAAACUUCAAUCACGACAAUUGUUAGAGCAAAACCAAGCACGGCAACAGGCUCUCUUUGCCAACUACUCACAAUCCAGCACCAGCCAUAUGUCUAUGCCAGCUGGCUCUGAUGCCCACAAGACAUCAAGUGCCACUUGUAGUAUCCAAAAGGCAGCCAGUUUGCACAAAGUGAUGCCAUCCCAGAGUACACAUCCUCAGCUGGUUCCAAAGCCUCCAACAAACCACAGACAGGCAGUGAUCAGAAAGGCUGCAGCCCAGAGGAUUUCCAAGGUGACCUCCACUGAAAAGAAACUGAAUGGAUUCCAGAACAGCCUUCACAGUGCUGCAUCCCGUGAGCCAGGGACAAAUUCCACAGCCUCUGCUCGCAGAGAAAGAUUAACACACACCAGCCAGAAAAGAGAGAAGAGGAGGCCUUGGUGAGAGGAAAACCCACUGACGAGAGUACCUGAACAUCUGUGGAAGCAGACUGUGGUGAUACGCCUGCAAGCUGAGGUGAAUGAUUGCCUCUGAGAGCUUCUGCUGCUGAGUCUUUGGGUCCCUUCCUUCCACCUAUUCGUGAUCACUAACUGUGAGAUCUUUCUGUAAGACAAGAAAUCUUUCCUCCAGUUGUUCUUCCUAAGGUCCAGGUUUGAACAUAAAAUCUCAUUUGCUCAGCCAUUUCAGUCUGUCCUAGUCUGGUAACAGCCACAAUUCUGUGCUUUCAUCACAUGGCAACCAUCAGCAGAGAAAAAUAUUAGAACAUAUGACUGGAGAUAUCUGUGUUUGUUGCCAUCUUGAAUUUUGGCACAGAGCCAUGGAAAUGAUCCAUUUGAAUAAAGUAAUUUCAUUUGUUUGUUUUGGUU
Messenger RNA from Lepidothrix coronata (blue-crowned manakin), 4646 nucleotides. RefSeq names its product tubulin tyrosine ligase like 5 (gene TTLL5). The record is from RefSeq and is a predicted model, not a curated record. Gene Ontology annotation, cellular component: cilium. Gene Ontology annotation, biological process: protein polyglutamylation; microtubule cytoskeleton organization. The transcript has 35 exons. NCBI's taxonomy places the organism in Eukaryota, Metazoa, Chordata, Aves, Passeriformes, Pipridae. The coding region runs from base 202 to 4224 and encodes 1340 amino acids. Gene Ontology annotation, molecular function: tubulin-glutamic acid ligase activity; metal ion binding; tubulin binding.